Messenger RNA from Episyrphus balteatus (marmalade hoverfly), 1121 nucleotides. RefSeq names its product protein takeout (gene Jhbp12). The record is from RefSeq and is a predicted model, not a curated record. Lineage: Eukaryota; Metazoa; Arthropoda; Insecta; Diptera; Syrphidae. Bases 273 to 1022 code for a protein of 249 amino acids. The transcript is spliced from 4 exons.
CAGACUCUAGUUAUAAUUUAAAGCGAGAACUUUGCGCUUUAACAUACAAAAUCUACGUUGAGGCAAACUGCGAUCACACACGAAACGUUUUUUGUGCGCUGUCUCAACGAACAUUUAACUGAAAGGAGUCGAAGUGUAAACAUUGUUUUAUAAAUCUUUCUGUGAUUUUUGAUCAUUUUUUUUUUUUUCGUAAAAUAAAAUUAAAUCAAAGUGAUUUUGGAAAUUGUUUAAUACAUUUUUUUUUCUGUGAUAAAUUUUUAAAAUUAUAAAAAAUGAUUAUAAAAUCUACAAACAGUGUUGUGGUAUUUUACCUCCUGUGCAUUGGAUUUGUUGCCAGCAUUGAAUUGCCUGAAACAUUUCAGAAAUGCCAGAGGGAUGCGAACUUUGACAAGUGUUUAGUAGAAGCAGUUAACAAGGCGCUGCCACUAUUGAAAGAUGGAAAUGAGGAAUUUGGUAUCCCUCGCCUUGAACCCUUGGAAGUGAAGAGCUUAGUUGUUGAUGCUGGCACUCCCCCAAUAAACCUCAAACAAACUCUCAAGGAUGUUAAGAUUUAUGAUUUAAUCAGUACCAGUAAAGUUACCAAAUACAGAACUGAUUUGGAUAAAUAUCUGAUCAUUUGUGACAGCAAAACCGAUAGAAUGCAAAUUUUCGGUGACUACACAAUGACAGGAAGGAUAUUAUUGCUACCAAUUACCGGAAACGGAAAAGCAAACAUCACCUUGGUCAAUACCAAAAUCGAACAUCGUUUAAUUGGUGAACCCUACGAAAAAGAUGGCGUCAAGUAUAUGAAAUUGAAGGAUUACAAAAUUGAAUUCCAUCCAAAACGUGUCUAUAUGCAUUUUGAAAAUCUAUUCAACGACAAAACUCUAUCAGAAACAAUGAAUAGAUUUUUAAAUGACAACUGGGAAACAGUUUUCAGUGAAUUGAAAAUUGGUUAUCAAAAGAAUAUGGGAAAAAUCUUUAGAGAAUUGUCAAAUAAGAUCUUUACAAAAGUACCUUUUGAUAGAAUAUUCUUGAGUUGAGUUGUAAAUUAAUUUAAAAUUUGUCGUUUUUGAGAUAAGAAAUCAUUCAUCAGUUGAGAAGUAUUAGAAAUACGGUGGUUCACACAAAAUUAUAUCAUU